Molecule: messenger RNA, 702 nt
Organism: Emiliania huxleyi CCMP1516
Lineage: Eukaryota; Haptophyta; Isochrysidales; Noelaerhabdaceae
Exons: 1
Source: RefSeq, a predicted model, not a curated record
CUCGGGCGACCCGUGCCUUACGCCGUCAACCCGUGCGACUACUUCCUCGAUUGCAUCACGCCCGGCGGCGACGUCGCGGACGUGCCGACUUUCGUGGCCGCGUUCCGCGACUGCCAGUGGCCGAGGGUGGAGGCAGAGGUCGAGGAGGCGGCCCUCUCAGCGACGGGAAAGACUCCGCUCGAGAUCCUGGAGCUCGAGCGCUGCUGGCGCGUCGCCGCGCUGGCGCACGAGCCGCGGACGGCGGGACUCGGGGCGGCGCGUUUCGGCGUCGGGUAUGGCACGCAGCUGGCGACUCUGCUUCGCCGGCAGGUGCGCCUGACGCUGCGCGACCCCGUCUGCAUCGGCGUCAACAUCGGAUGCAAGAUGGUCGUCGGGAUUUUGGUCGGGCUCCUCUUCUUUCGGGUUUGGAACCAACAGACCGAUUUCAUGGGCCUCUACCUCGGGGGGACGCUAGCUGACGGUGCGGGCGUCGACUUGAAGAUUAACUCAUACGUGUACGAGCAGUUGGCGGACGGGACGCGCCUCCUUUCCCUCAACGGCACUACGGACGAGGAUGCGCAUAUCGGCCGCGCGCUGCACGCCACCACCUACUUCACGUACGCGCUCGUCAUUAUGGCCGGCCUGUCGGCGAUCCCGCUCCUUCCGCUCACGAUCCAAGAUCGCACCAUCAUGAAGGCGCCCCCCCGCGGCAGAGGCCCAUGA